Silurus meridionalis is the source of this 1956-nucleotide messenger RNA. It is a transcript of the gene hspb6, whose product is annotated as heat shock protein, alpha-crystallin-related, b6. The transcript has 4 exons. Gene Ontology annotation, molecular function: protein folding chaperone. Bases 995 to 1450 code for a protein of 151 amino acids. Gene Ontology annotation, biological process: protein refolding; response to heat. The record is from RefSeq and is a predicted model, not a curated record. NCBI's taxonomy places the organism in Eukaryota, Metazoa, Chordata, Actinopteri, Siluriformes, Siluridae.
AUUAUGGUUUACAGUUGCAUUGAUCCAAAUGAUAACCCAAACUAUGUUGUCUUACAGGUGUUCCAUAGCAUUAAAUGGAACAUUUGGCAAACCAAUAUGAUAUAAAAGGAAUAAAACUGCUGUAAACUAGUUUACCUUUAGAUAAAGUUUAUCCUAUUUCUUUCAAUUGUACCUAAUUAUUUGACACUAUAUGGCAAACUGGAUGUUGAACUUCCCAUUGCUGGAAUAAUCUCCACUUUUCUGGAAAAGACUUUCCAUUCGAGCUUGGAAGUAGAAAUUUGUUUGUUCAGACACAUUAGCCAGUUAAUCUCGUCUUCAGGUCUCUGCUUAGGACAAUCAAUCCUUACAUCUCAACCUUGACAAACCAUAUUUUUAAGGAGUUGGUUUUGAGUACAGUCAAGGUUUGGGUACAGGUUUGGGUCUAGUCCCAGUGAAGGAAGCCUGCAAUUCUACAGUGUACACAAACAUCCUGUUCAAUUGUAUGGUUACAGUUUGGUGGAUGAACCAGUGUGAUGUCAGGUGGUGAUGUUUGGGCAUGUUGUUAAUGAUCUGCUGUAUUAUGUCUACAUAAAAGAAUAUGAAUCAAAGUCAAACAUUUUCUGCUUAAUAUGGGGUUAAGCUAUAAGAUCAAUUUCCAAAAUAUGAACACUCACUGGAUUUUAGUUAUAUAUUUCAGAUUUGAUGCUAAAAUUUCAGCACGUCUUUCUAGCUGUAUGUAGGAUACAGAGAUAACUAGAUGUAAGAGAUACAGACGCUGUAUAUCCUUCAAAACCCUUUGGAAACAAUGUGAAAACUUCAUCUCCAAGAUAAAGCCUGGGAACACCAUAAACCUGUUACUGGAUCAUUCUGCUUACAUAAUCUGGACACAUCACAGGCUACAUAAAGGGGCUCAAAAGCUCCAUGUGGGAGAGGAGCACGAGUUAAACAGAAAAGAGAAAACUCUAUUAACCUGAAAAUUAAUACCAAUAUUAAAAGAUUACUAAAGAGCCCAGGAAUGGAUUUCGACCUGCCUCCUAGUACUUCUAUGAGCGGGAUCCCCUGGGAGAGAGUUCUGCCUCCCCUUUUGCCUCGUCUAGGGGGCACUUUGGGAUCUUACUCAUGGACCCCAGCUGAGCUUCUAAUCCCAGUGAAAGAGCACACAGGAGCUGCACAGGUUGUUUGUGACCAAAAUGGAUUUACUGUGCAACUUGAUGUGAAACACUUCAGUCCAGAAGAGCUGACGGUUAAAGUCACAGGCGAUUAUGUUGUGGUAGAGGGAAAACAUGAACAGAGAAAGGACGGAUCCGGACUAGUGACCCGCCAGUUUAACCGAAGGUACCGCAUUCCAAACGAAGUGGAUGCCUUGAAACUGAAGUGUGCAGUGUCACCAGAGAGAAUGCUACUUAUUACUGCCCCUUUGCUGAAGGUUGAAAAUGCCGAAUCGCCUACACACUCAGAAUCGGGAGUUUAAAGACCUUCUUUAGAUGGCGACAGGAUGAAAAGUCAACAGAUGGACCUUGUAUGUCAUUCUGUCCCAAGAUGUAGAUCACUCUCAAAAGGAUGCGCAUCAGAGGAAACAACCCGACCGUCCUUCUGGUGGCGCCGCACUAGCUGGAGCUGUUUGCAAACAUACAUGACACCAAGCCCAACACCGCAUCAUUAAUCCUUUCAGCAUUUUAAUAAUGUUAGGCUUCCAGAGGCAUAGUGAAUACACCUGAAACUCAGAAUCCUCCUCCAUGUUUCCAGCAUGUUCUAAACAUUCUAAAAUUGCUAUUCGGUAUAAAAGUUGCACAUAUCAGAGAUUAACGGACUGAUCAGUCUCACAAGCAACCAAAUUGUUAUUCAUGACUGUACAUAUUCCUUAAUAACUGUUUGUUUUGUAUGUGUAGUUUUGGACGCAUGAGGAAUGAUAUCCUGUGCACUAAUUUAACUGCUGCAUCAACAUAAAGUCUUCAAAUAAAUAUUUGUUUUCCAAAA